UAAGAGCGACCACGCCGAGUUAGCCGUUGAAUAUUAAACUCGGUGGAUCUAAGUGCAGGAAACGCUAAAAGUGAUGUCAUUAGUCUCGGAUGCCGUCUCUGUAUGUAUUACACUUAACAUUUAAAGAAACACACAGAAGGGGAACAAAAUGGCAACAACAAAUGACACAGUAAAUAAAGUAAACGAAAAGAACCUAGCAAAUCGAAGAUGCAGCAAGUGCAACGAGACCGUCUUCCAAAUGGAGCGAAUAUGUGCAGAGGGUCUAGCAUGGCAUAAAAAAUGCUUCCGAUGUGUACAGUGCAAUCAGCAGCUCAAUGUAGAUAAUUACCAAAGUCAUGAACGCACACUCUACUGUAGGAUUCAUUUUAAGGAGUUGUUUUUACCCAAACCAGUGGAAGAUACCGACUCAGAGAAACCACGAAAGCCGGAAUUAAUAAUCAGAGAAAACGCACCGAAGGAACCGCCACCGGAUACAGUAAGAGCAUGCGAGAAGCCGGAUCUCGGCUUGAAAGAACUUUCCGGCCUGAAUGUCAAAGCUCGGUUUCAAGUUUUCGUGAAGAGCAACACGGAAACGAAUAACGAAGCCAAAAGACAAGCGUCGCCAUUGCCGAUCAGGAAAUCGCCCAGCAUCCUCAGCAAAGUAGCCAAAUUCCAAGAAAAAGAUACAAACGUCGGAGUCGCAAAUGAAUCUUUAUACGGAUUAUCUCAGGAUGAUUUUAGAGACUCUGAGGAGAUCGAUGACAGUGAGGAUUUAGAUAGCGAGUUGUUGAAGACUGAUCACAUCGGAAAAGGAAGUGGUAUGACUUGUAUAAACGUGGAUGACAUUAAAAAUCGCUGGGAGUCGACGUGUCAACAAAAGCACGAUUUAAAAAGAGAAGCACCUAAGGACGAAAUCGCAGGGAUUCGAUCAAGACUACUCUUGGGGAAGCAAAGCAGGAUGAAGGAAAUGUACCAACAAGCUAUAUCCGGAAAUGAUAACAUUUCUAAAACAAAUGCGGCAGAAGAAAUCGGAUGCGCCGUAAAUGCCCGUUCUAUCAAGGAGAGAUUCGAAAAAGGAGAGAUAAUUCUUCCCUCGGGAGAUGAUAACACAAAUAAGCCCUCGGCAGAGAAACCUGACGAGGAAGUAAUCGCAGCAGGUAUCGGAAGAGAGUCUCGAUUGCUUUUCCUGAAACUGGACGCGAAUGCAAAGACGGAAAACUCGAUACCACUAAGCACUUCGAAAUCAUCAGCAGAAUUGUCGCAACAUGGUCCAGGAGGACACAGGCGUUUGAUGUCGCAGACGUCUGAAACGGAAGAUAUCGUUCGCAGUACGGAUGUCAUCGAGGACGUGACAAUAGCGACAUCGGAUAUCGCUAAAAAGUUUAAUUUUUUCGAGACCUACAAAGAGCCAGAACGUCAACGGAGACAAUUUAGGAUCACGCCGCCCCGCGAGGGCCAAGUAAAAAUGGACUCCCCGGAGUACGAGGUGUACCGUGAUCCAGAAAUCGUCCGAAGCGACGAAAAAGUCAAUGACGUCGUCUGCUCGGGUACAGCGAAGAAAAUGUUAAAUGUCUUCCGGCAGAUGGAAAAAAGUGCUAAUUAUUCCGUCCCCGGCGAAGUGGAAGCAGACCAGGAUACGGCAGAUUUCGCUAAAGAAGGCUACACCUUCGACGAGAUUAAUCCGAAAUAUUUCCGGAGUUCCUCCAAGGUGGAUGACGAUUUUUUAAAAGAGGCGCAAUGUUCAGCCAGGGCCAAAACGUUACGCGAGAAAUUCGAGCACUGGACUUCGGCGGAGGAGAAAAUAAGUACUCAGAGUACUGUCGAGGAAGAGAGUACCCAGAGUAUCAGUACCGAGUACAAAGGGGAAAAUACGGCGAGUAUCAAAGCUCGUUUCGAAACCCUCGGAUCACAAACCUGCGACGUCCGUCGAGCUCCUAAAGUCAAAGUCAACCGAUUUGUCAUGAGCCACGAGUAAAAAAUAUUGCAUAAAAAGAAAGAAAGAAAAAAAAAUCUAGUGCUUAAUUCGGUAGACCUUUUUAUCUCCAUCGACAGUAAGACUACAUGUGCGGUUAAACGUUAUUGAAAGAAGAGCGAUCCAGUGUGUAUUGUAUAAGGCGUUUGAGGUAAACGGAAUGUUAAUGAGUUCGGUAUUUCUUGUUAACAUUGUUGCUACUCACAGUAAUAAAGAGAGACCCAAGGUGACAAA
This is a messenger RNA of Orussus abietinus, 2185 nucleotides long. RefSeq lists its product as uncharacterized. Bases 149 to 1954 code for a protein of 601 amino acids. Gene Ontology annotation, molecular function: actin filament binding. The record is from RefSeq and is a predicted model, not a curated record. Gene Ontology annotation, biological process: actin filament bundle assembly. The transcript is spliced from 12 exons. Lineage: Eukaryota; Metazoa; Arthropoda; Insecta; Hymenoptera; Orussidae. Gene Ontology annotation, cellular component: actin cytoskeleton; plasma membrane.